Carcharodon carcharias (great white shark) is the source of this 590-nucleotide messenger RNA. It is a transcript of the gene ndufb7, whose product is annotated as NADH:ubiquinone oxidoreductase subunit B7. The coding region runs from base 65 to 430 and encodes 121 amino acids. Lineage: Eukaryota; Metazoa; Chordata; Chondrichthyes; Lamniformes; Lamnidae. The transcript has 3 exons. Gene Ontology annotation, cellular component: mitochondrion. The record is from RefSeq and is a predicted model, not a curated record.
CCUGCCCCGGAAGGCGGGCGGCCGGGAUUCAGAUCCGGGUGAUAGCGGCGGGUGACCCUGAAGGAUGGGGUCGCAUCUAGGGCGGCGGUACCUGACCGAGCCGGACAUCGAGCCCGACCCCGGCAGCAUCCCCAGCUUCCCGACCGACCUGGGCUUCCCUGAGAGGCAGGAGCGCGUGAUGAUUGCGACACAGCAGGAGAUGAAUGAUGCCCAGUUGCCUCUCAGUCAGCGAGAUUACUGUGCUCAUUACCUCAUCAAGUAUAUGAAGUGUAAGCGGGACAUGUGGCCCAACUUCCUAGAGUGUAAACACGAGCGUCAUGACUGGGAUUACUGCGAGCACGAGGAUUAUGUGAUGCGUAUGAAAGAGUAUGAGAGGGAGAAGCGCCUGCUGAUGAGGAAGAAGAAAACAGAGGAGGUGCAGGCAGCAUAACAUGCUUUCCUGGACCUGUUGAGUAACCUGUGGCUCAGUCUCCCUCUGGGAACAGCAUCCCAUCUGGCCAAGAUGUCCUAGCUACAGUGUGUGAUGAAUUUAUUUUGUAUAUAAUUCUAAUAUCUCUUGAAAUCAAUAAAACAUCAAAUUAUAAACCUAA